Ustilago hordei is the source of this 2067-nucleotide messenger RNA. Its product is annotated as putative acyl-CoA oxidase. The coding region runs from base 1 to 2067 and encodes 688 amino acids. The record is from RefSeq and is a predicted model, not a curated record. Gene Ontology annotation, biological process: lipid homeostasis; fatty acid beta-oxidation using acyl-CoA oxidase. The transcript has a single exon. Gene Ontology annotation, molecular function: acyl-CoA oxidase activity; fatty acid binding; FAD binding. Gene Ontology annotation, cellular component: peroxisome. Lineage: Eukaryota; Fungi; Basidiomycota; Ustilaginomycetes; Ustilaginales; Ustilaginaceae.
AUGGCACCGCCACGUUACAUCGAGCUUCCUGCCGGUCUCAAGCCCGCCGGUGUACACGGCAGCGAGCUCCUCGCUUACGAGCGUUCCAAGGCUUCUUUCGACAUCAAGGCCAUGGCCGAGUACAUUCACGGCAAGCAGUAUCUCGAACUUCAGGAGCGUCUCGUAGAGAUUCUAAGCUCGGACCCUGUCUUUGACAAGACCUCCGAUCACUACUACGGCCGGGCUGACAAGUUCCGUCGUGCCAUGCUCAAGGACAAGCGUCUUGCACAGCUCGCAGCAGAGCAUCACUGGGGUCAGACCGAGAUCUCUGUGGCCGAGAAGCUCGCCGAUCUUCCAGGUCCCAUGGGUCUCCACAAGAGCAUGUUCUUGACCACCUUGUACAACCAGGGUAACGACGAGCAGCGAAAGGCCUUCUACGAGCCUGCCGCCAAGUACGAGAUCAUUGGCUGUUACGCUCAGACCGAGCUCGGCCACGGUUCCAACGUUCAGGGUAUCGAGACCACCGCCACUUGGAUCCCCGAGUCUCAGGAGUGGGAGAUUCACAGCCCUACCCUCACUGCAAGCAAGUGGUGGAUUGGCGGUCUUGGAAGGUCCGCCGAUCAUGCCGUCGUCAUGGCUCAGCUUAUCAUCAAGAACAAGAGCUACGGCCCUCACCCUUUUGUCGUCCCCAUCCGUGAUGUCAAGUCCCGAGAGAUGCUUCCUGGCCGUACUAUCGGUGACAUUGGUCCCAAGGCCGGUUACAACACCACCGACAACGGUUUCAUGCUCUUUGAGCACGUUCGAGUCCCUCACUUUAACUUGCUCGCCCGUUUCUCCAAGGUCGAGCCCGAGACCGGCAAGUAUCUCCCACCACCCAACGCCAAGCUUGCUUACGGUACACUCACAUGGGUUCGUGCCAACAUUGUUCGUGACGCCUCCACGGUGCUUAUGCGCGCCGUGACCGUCGCUAUCCGAUACUGUGCUGUUCGAAGACAGUUUGCCGACCGCGAUGCUCCCAAGUUCGGCCAGGACGGCAAGCCUUUGGAGACUCAGGUUCUCGACUACACCAUGGUCCAGAUCCGUCUCUUGCCCAUCCUUGCCCAGGCUUUUGCUUUCCACUACACAUCGCGCUUCAUGUUCGAGCUCUACGAGCAGAACCAGGCCAACAUCGAGUCCGGCGAUCUUUCCUUGCUCGCUGACACUCACGCCUCCAGUUCCGGUCUCAAGUCGCUCACCACCCUCUACGCCAGUGAUGCCAUCGAGGUCUGCCGAAAGGCCUGCGGUGGUCACGGUUACAGCAUGGCUUCCGGUCUGCCCGACUUCUACGCCAACUACCUCCCCAACGCUACUUGGGAGGGUGACUCGUACAUGCUUUCGCAGCAGUGCACCCGAUACCUCUUCAAGACUAUGCGCGCCAUCAAGAGUGCUCGUGGCAAGGUCGACAAGAACAUCACCACUCACUACAUGAUCCGCUACCUCGACAACAAGAAUGAAAAGGCCAACAUCCAGUUCUCUGGUGACCUCUACGACCCUCUCUUCUUCAUGCGUGCCUUCGGCCACCGCGCUGCUUACCUCACCGAGCAGACCUUAGCGCUUCGUGACGAUGCCAAGCGUUCGUGGAACUCAUUGCUCGUCGAGCUCUACCGAUGCUCCAAGGCACACUCGCAGUACUUGCUCGUCCGCAACUUCGGCAUGGCCAUCCUCAAGGAUGACAGGCUCAACUCGCAACCCGCUCUCCGACAGAUUGUUCAAAAGAUCUUCCUCCUCUGGGCCUGCCACACCAUGGAGCAAGAGUCGGCCGACUUCCUUGCUUCCGGCUACAUUGACGGCAAGCAGUUCCACCUCUUGGGUAGCAAGAUCCAGGAGAUCAUGGCUGAGCUCCGACCCAACGCUGUCGCUCUCGUCGACUCGUUCGCCGUGCCUGACUACCUCCUCAACUCGGCCCUUGGUCGCUCGGACGGCAACGUUUACGAGGCUCUCUUCGACUUCGCCCUCCGCGAGCCUCUCAACUCAGCAAAGUGGAAUGUUGAUGUGCACGACAUGAACACUACCGACUUUGACUCGGACUUGCCUCGUGCCAAGCUCUAG